AUGCAUUUUAUGAACACCAGAGAAACGGAAGACCGAUGGGCGGAGUUUGUGCAAUUCGACGUCUUAUCGCGAAUUUCCCUCAAUCUUUGCGAUAAGAUGCCUAAGUGUUUCAUCGUUGCCGCCGCGCUCUGCGCCGCCACCCUCGCCUUCGUCGUCCCAGAUGAAGUCGCUAAACGCGAGAUGCUCACUGGAGCUGAACUCGUCGACUACGUCAACAGUGUGCAAAAGGACUUUGUUCUUGAGCACAGUGACUUGACUGUUGAGGACAUUAUGCCGAAGUUGAUGCACCCGAAGUACGCCGCUGCUCAUUCCGACGAACUCCUUGCCACCGCCGUCACCGAGGAAGCCGCCUCGAUUCCAGCGUCGUUCGAUGCUCGCGCCAAAUGGCCACACUGCAGCUCGAUCAAAUUGGUCCGUGACCAAACCAACUGCGGUUCGUGCUGGGCCUUCUCCACCGCCGAGACCAUGUCCGACCGUACCUGCAUCGCCUCCAACGGAGCCCAACAGCCAAUCCUCGCCCCAGAAGACGCGCUCUCGUGCUGCGGAUCGACAUGCGGAUACGGUUGCGAGGGAGGAUACCCAAUUGAGGCCCUUCGCUAUUGGGGCGAGACUGGUGUUGUCACUGGUGGAGAUUACCACGGAUCCGGAUGCUUGCCAUACACCAUCGCGCCAUGCAGCGGAAACUGCAAAGAGGCCUCGACACCGAAAUGCGUCAAAUCGUGCCAAUCGGGAUACUCGAAGUCCUUCUCCGCCGACAAGCACUUUGGAAAGUCGGCCUACGCCGUCGCCAAGACCGUCUCCGCCAUCCAGACUGAGAUCAUGAACAACGGACCAGUCACCGGAGCGUUCACCGUCUACGAGGACUUCUACAAGUACAAGAGCGGAGUCUACCAUCACACCGCUGGAAAGAGUCUCGGAGGACACGCCAUCAAGAUCAUCGGAUGGGGAAAUGAAGGAGGAAAGGACUAUUGGCUCGUCGCCAACUCGUGGGGAUCCAGCUGGGGAGAGAGCGGAUUCUUCAAGAUCCUCCGCGGAACCAACGAGUGCGGAAUCGAGCACGCCGUCGUCGCCGGACUCGCCAUGGUCUAA
Molecule: messenger RNA, 1089 nt
Organism: Caenorhabditis bovis
Lineage: Eukaryota; Metazoa; Nematoda; Chromadorea; Rhabditida; Rhabditidae
Source: the annotation of a GenBank genome assembly